This is a messenger RNA of Talaromyces stipitatus ATCC 10500, 1894 nucleotides long. Its product is annotated as MFS transporter, putative. Gene Ontology annotation, cellular component: membrane. Gene Ontology annotation, biological process: carbohydrate transport; transmembrane transport. Gene Ontology annotation, molecular function: carbohydrate:proton symporter activity. The coding region runs from base 119 to 1726 and encodes 535 amino acids. The record is from RefSeq and is a predicted model, not a curated record. NCBI's taxonomy places the organism in Eukaryota, Fungi, Ascomycota, Eurotiomycetes, Eurotiales, Trichocomaceae. The transcript is spliced from 4 exons.
AGACUAUAUCUCACCUAUAAAGGCGGUCAUCUGAAGGAUUCUCACUUUCAUUUCUGGUUCAUGCUCCCGAAAUCGUGCCUCUAUUCCAUCCAAUCUCCCGUUCUUCACACAAGUCAAGAUGGAAGAUCCAGAUACCAAGCCUAUCGCUUCCGGCUCACUUGCUCCAGUACUCACCGAUGAUGCUGGCCCUUAUAAAGGCAACGUGCUCGCAAUUGAGCAGACCCGUGGUAUUACAAUUGCAGAACAUGAGACCACAUUCUGGGAGGCUGUCCGCCAAUGGCCGAAGGCUGUAGGAUGGGCAACGCUUUUCUGUGUCGCUGUCGUCAUGGCUGGAUUUGAUGCGCAGAUAAUCACUACGUUCUUCGCGCUACCUGCUUUUCAGCGGCGAUUCGGUUAUAAAUACAACGAUACUUAUAUCAUUUCGGCUCCAUGGCAGAUGGCCUUGAACAUGGGAAACCCCAUUGGCCAAGUGCUUGGAGCGCUUGCCUGCGGUUGGCCUUUGGAAAAACUGGGACGCCGGUUGACGCUGGCUAUAUGCUGUGUAUGGUCUAUAGCCUUCGUCUUUGUGCAGUUUUUCUCAACUAGUAUCGGCAUGCUAUGCGCUGGAGAAAUCCUUGGAGGCCUUGCAUACGGAUUUUAUGUCGUCAUUGCUCCCACAUAUGCCUCCGAGAUCUGCCCUCUUGCUCUCCGUGGAGUCCUAACAGCAUCAGUCAAUCUUGCCUUCGUCAUCGGCCAGUUCAUUGCACAGGGGGUUGCAGCCGGCCUUGAGAGCCGAUCGGACGAAUGGGCCUACAAAGCACCCUUUGCCAUUCAAUGGGUAUGGCCUGCGGUGCUGCUCGCCGGUCUCGCGUUUGCCCCUGAAAGUCCAUACUGGCUAGUGCGCAAGAAUAGGAUGGAAGACGCUCGCAAAUCACUGGUUAGACUCUCGUCCGCAAAGAAUUGUCCGGAUAUCGAGGGAAUGCUGGUCAUGAUUGAGCAAACCGAUCUACUAGAGCGGGAAAUUGAAGCCACGACAACCUACUGGGACUGUUUCAAGAAAGCUAAUCUUUUCCGGACUGAAAUAUCUGUUAUGGUAUAUCUCAUUCAGGUCAUCGGUGGUAAUCCGCUGAUUGCAUAUGCUACCUUUUUCUUUGAAACGGCAGGCUUGGAUGUCUCGGAAUCGUUUAAUAUGGGCGUCGGUAAUACCGCCCUCGGAUUUGUAGGAACAUGUCUAUCAUGGCCAUUGAUGCUACGGUUCGGUCGCCGUACCAUUUACAACAGCGGCAUGAUUCUCAUGACAAUCAUCCUCUUCGUUAUCGGCUUUCUAGAUUUUGGCCGCAACGAUUCCGGCGUUGUCUGGGCCCAAGCCACUCUAAUGGACAUAUGGACCUUCAUCUAUCAGACUACAGUCGGCCCGAUUUGCUUCGUCAUCAUAUCAGAAAUCUCAGCUACCCGUCUUCGCGGUCGUACUAUCGCCAUAGCGACUGCAGUUCAAGCUGCCGCCAACAUUGUCUUCACUGUUAUCUUGCCGUAUAUGCUCAACUCCGACGAAGGGGAUUGGCGUGGGAAAGCUGGCUUUCUUUUCGGCGCCAUUAGUUUGGUUUGUUACGUAUGGUGUUUUUUCAGGUUGCCGGAAUCGAAAAACAGGACAUUUGAAGAGUUGGAUAUCCUCUUUGAGCGAAAGGUUCCACCACGCGAAUUCAAGAAUUACGACCUGUUGGCGAGUGAUGAAGAAAACGGUGUGUGAGGUCGGAUCAUUAGGUUAUUCUACAGCUAGUGGACUCCUUGUGCGCGAUAUCCAGAUUGCAGAUUGAUCUUUGAAAUUGUCAUGACGUGAUGUUGAAAUACGAACAGCAACCUGAUAUGAGUUGACUGAGCUUAAAAACAACACUAGAGAACACUCGAUAGAUCCCAU